AUGACAUCUUCAACUGCUACAAGCACCGCUACAAGCAAGAGAAAGGCUCUGGAGCAAAAAAUCCGGAACAAUGAACCCAUCCUACAGGACGUUGGAAGACUCGGCAAGGACUAUCAAGCAUGGGUCCACGAGUACCGCGUCAGCACCCCCGUCACCUUUUUCGAAUCCAAAGUUGUGAAUGCCCUCACAAAGUGUCCUUGGUGGACCGCUCCGUUGGUUUGGAUUCCCAUCAUCUGUUACCUGACGGUGUCUCCUGGCUUUAGUUCCCUCGACACGACUGUCUUGUUCGCGUCGGGCUUCUUGUUUUGGCCCGGUUUGGAAUACACCUUGCACCGGUUUGUCUUUCACGCCCACACGGAAACCUACUGGGCCAAUAUCAUCCACUUUUUGUUGCACGGCAACCAUCACGUCUGUCCCACCGACAAGCUCCGGUUGGUCUUCCCUCCCCUGCCUGCGGCGGCCAUUGCGUGCAUCCUGUCCAUUCCGCCUAACAUGCUGUUGGGCCGGGCGGCGGCAAACUGUUUCAUGGGAGGCUUCAUGACGGGAUAUCUGUUUUACGAUUUGACGCAUUACUCUAUUCACAACUUGCAUUUGAAAGCAACGAGCUACGAGGAUGGUAGUGCCUACAGCACUUUCGUGGCGACGCAGUUUUUGCCGUGGCUUCAGAACCUCCGCAUGCAUCAUGGACGCCACCACAAGGAGGGGACGAGUGGGUUUGGAAUUUCGAAUGCUUCGUUGGACGUGGUGCUGGGCACGUCGCCAUCCACAAAGGUUUCACCUCAGUAA
This is a messenger RNA of Seminavis robusta, 786 nucleotides long. The record is from the annotation of a GenBank genome assembly. Lineage: Eukaryota; Bacillariophyta; Bacillariophyceae; Naviculales; Naviculaceae.